Molecule: messenger RNA, 1290 nt
Organism: Tachysurus vachellii
Lineage: Eukaryota; Metazoa; Chordata; Actinopteri; Siluriformes; Bagridae
Product: gastrin/cholecystokinin type B receptor
Exons: 1
Coding region: 1-1290 (429 amino acids)
Biological process (GO): neuropeptide signaling pathway
Cellular component (GO): membrane
Molecular function (GO): peptide binding; G protein-coupled peptide receptor activity
Source: RefSeq, a predicted model, not a curated record
AUGAAUUUUUCAAGCAUUUAUGCCACAUUUGGACACCUCCUUCCGACCAACUUUUCUUUCUUAAGGCAGGACCAUAAUGGGAGUAUCAUUCAUGAUACAGUGCCUUUUGCUGCAGACUUUCUUUUUGCAGGACACGAACCUGGCACAAUUGUCCUGAUGGUCAUGUAUUUGGUGUCGUUUCUGAUAGGAUUUGUGGGGAACAUUAUGGCGCUCUUGGUCCUGACUCGAAGAAGGAACAGACUAGCUGGUGCCUCUACUACCAGAAAGCUGCUGAUAAACCUGGCUGUUUGUGAUAUGAUGGUGGUGUUUGUGUGCAUGCCUGUGAACUUGGGACACCAGGUGUACAAUGCUUGGGUGUUUGGGGACUUUUUGUGUCGUACCGUGCCGUUCGUUCAGGCCGUGUCUGUGUCUGCAAGUGUCUUGAGCCUUGCUGUUAUAAGCUUAAACCGAUACUACAACGUUCACAGUCCGCUGCGUGCACGAUCCUUCUUCACUAGUAGGAAGAUUGGUGCGAUGAUAGUCAUGGUCUGGAUGGUGUCGUCCAGCCUGUGUGCUCCGUUGGUCUUUACGAACGAGACCAAGAUGCUUUCCUUGACAACGGAUGGUUCACACGUGAUAACGGUAUGUGUUGAGGCCUGGUCUAAAGCACGACUACGCCUAGGCUACAACUUUUUACUUUUCUGUGCUCUGUAUGGAUUUCCAGUUCUUUUCAACCUCAUCAUAUGUUUUCUAACUACCUGGAAAUUGUGGAGAACUGAUGAUCAGUUUAGUGCAGUUGCCAUGUCAAGCUCAACUCGGUCAGCUGGAUGGCAAAAGACACGCAAGAAAAUAGCCAAGAUGGUGCUAGCCCUGGUGGUGCUUUUUACCCUCUCCUGGCUUCCUCUCUAUGUAGUGGAUAUCUGGAUUGACUUUAACAUGCCAGGUCCUCUGGACAAAGAAGUUCCCAGCCACAUCGAGCAUAGUUGGGUGUUGCAGAGCCGACCUUUCGUGCAGUGGCUUGGCCUCACCAACUCAGCGCUCAACCCGCUUUGCUAUUGCUUUGUUGGCGACUUGUACAGGUCUGCAAAAAGAUUCAGAAAGAGCUACAGAGAGAAAAUGGCGUCUGUUUUUAAUACAUCUCAGAGACAAUCAUCCUCUGUGAACUCUGCCCUCAAACUUCAGUCUUGUUCGUCAUCCACUAAAUACAGCACAGGAAAACAGAGAUGGACAGAACGCUACAUUUUCAGGAACAGAUUAAACAGAAGUAGAAGCAUGUCUACCAUAAGUGCAUGUGAGACUGUAUUUGGUUGA